GAAGAGACGGCGAUUCAAUAUACUAGUGUAUGAGAGCUCUCGGACAAAAUUAUACAGUAUACGAUCAAAGAAAGAAACACGAGUGUGGUUAAACGGAAAAACAGAAGAACCGUCCAUUACAAGUAUCAGUGCCAGACAGCUGUAUCUAUUUAAAAAUAAAUCAUAAUGGCGAAACGUGAUACUGACAAAUCUACCCAGCAGCAUCAACAACAACAGUCUGUAAAGGUUAUAGAUGAGAUUACUACAGGUUCAACAGCAGAUCCACUAUUGGAAACACCAUCAUCUGAUACAGCGAGUCAGCUUUCAAAAGAGACAACAAGUGACCGUAAGAAGAAGGGUUGGACGAAGACAUUGAAGAAGGCUACCAACUCUAUCAUCUACAUGGCCAUGCCGCCCACAAGUGCGGACCAUGCCCCCAUGGUUGUUGCGCAGACACCUAUGUCGCCAGAUCGCUUGAUCCCAACGCUACACUCGCCAUUGCUUAGUUCGGGAGAGCCUUUCGUCGCGACAGCAUUAACAGAUACAGCAACAAUAGGCCCAUUAGAAUCCAUAUCAAUUACCUCUGCUUCAUCCACUUUGUCUGUUACAUCGUCAUCUGCAGCCUCUUCAGCAUCAUUUAAACCACGUGUGACGCAGGAGCCGCAUUUGGGGCAUCCUUCAGUGAUCAGCUCUACUCAGUCCACUAUAUCCCAUUCAAAGCAGCGAUCCGCUUCAAUAGCAUCAUCCUCGACUUCAUCGACCUCGAAGGCAAGGAGGUCUAUAAAGGGAAAAGAAAAGGCAACGUCAGCUGUGACAGAUUUGACUGAUGGACAAAUACAUACUGGAUUGGCGACCAAGGAUGCAGGGAAUAUUGAAGUCAAAGGACGAUCUUUUUCAUCGACGUCUCUUCUACCUCCUUCACCAAGCCGUCCAACCUUGCAGGACAGCAAUAACCUUACUGUGAACGUAUUGCCCACAGCAUCCAAUACUUUGCUGUUGGAGAAUAGUCAUCAAGAGUCCCUUUCACAAUCUCCAUCAUCACCAAUUAAAGUUACACGAAAAAGCAUGGAGGAUAUCUUUACAGACAAAGAUGGAGAUAGAAGCAGCAAAGAUUCGAAAGCUGCAAACAAACCUGAUAGGCCCCAUUCCGCCACUGCUAAUUCAGAUGAGGCCCAACAAUCUAGACCUGCGGAACAAAUUCAGAACAAGAACGCAGCGAGUGGUUUCGAGUCGCCACCAAUGCUCUCCUCUAAUACGUCUAGGCUUAAUAUUGAGCUCGAUGUCAACUUAACGCAGACCUCUAAUGCUGAUCAAAUUGGAGCGCCCGAGGCAGAUGUCAUAUCAACACAAUCCUCGGUCAAGCCCGCUGCUAGGACUCGGCAAGAUAUUGUGGUGGAAGGCUUCGAAGAGACAGUUGCCGACCUAGGGAGUUAUCAGGAUUCAGAGGGACCUCAAUCAACACAGAAAGCCAUUAUUGCCGCUUCAUUGCCAGGUUCAUUCCCAGGCGCGAGUCCAAAAUCAUUUGUCCCUGUUAACAAAGUUGCACAAUCUAUCCGUGACGAGUCUAUGGCUGUGUCAUCAUCCCCAGGCGCUCUCCCUGGGGCCUUCCCCGGGGCCUUCCCUGGUACUUUUCCAGUUCAUACGGUAAGCGCUCUUUCGGGACCCUUGCCUGUUGAGCUUCUCGUACAACAGCCGUCAAAGCCGCUCCCUGAUAGGCCGCAUGGCGAGGCGCUGGUGAAUACGCCUACUAAACCAACAAUUGGAGUACCCCUAAUUAAGCCAGGAGUUGAUUCACCGGAAUCUCCAAUCGAUCCACCAGUUGUGCUUCCAGAGGUUUCCAAUGAGGGGCCAAAAAUUGAAGCUGUCAAACAUACUAAGCCAUCAGACCAAACAGUAAUGUCCGUGAACGCAGCUUUAGGCUCGCCCGCACUCCCCACGUCUACAUCAUUAUCUCACACUACGUCGAAAUCCCUUAAGCAGCAAACAACCAGGAAUGCGCCUUGGCUCUGGCAUCAGGAUGGCAUCCAUCAUCAACGUCUCGAGUCGCAUCAGAUCUUGACAAAGGAGCAAGUUUUUGAACAAUUUCAUCUAGAUCUGGAGCAGGAUGGCCCCAACGGGUUCUUCUUGUUCAAGCUCGUCAGGAGAUACAAGAAGCAAGACCCUUCUAUGAUAGCGAUUUCAUCUACACUGCUGGACACCGAGCUGAGUGCCUCUCCAGCUUCAUUAUCACCCACCAAUGCUACUCCUACAUCUAUUCUCGAGUCCUUGGAGGCUGUUUCGGUCUCGCAGAAACUAAAGCGACAGCUGCUGUUGCAAAAGCGCAAGAAACAGCGAAAAGUGCCAUCCUCUUUAGAUAGCGAGGAAGAUGAAAACUUUGAAGCACUGUUGACCAUGUCAAACAACAACACUAGCCUACAAAACCUCAAUUCAUCUCUUUUGGAAGUCAUUGAUGCGGUCGACUGUUUAAAGGGGGACCGUGAAGAAUGGGCGAGCUUGUUGAAUAACCAACCCCACAAGUUUUCAGAGCCAGCCCCUUCUUCAAUGUUCUCUUAUCCUGAUAGUGAGAAUGAAUAUACUUCGAAAGACAAGGAUGCUAUGGACGUAGAGACAUUGGAGAAAAGAAGAGGAGUAUAUGCGACUGGGCGCUACGACGGCAUGAAUCUCAUUUCAAAGAAGAAGUACAAGGCUGCCCAACGACGUUCCUCCAUGAGCACGCCGUCGCGAAAGGGAAGUAUCCCUUCUGCUUCUGGGAACAGCACUAACGGAGCUCAUAAUGGGGCGACAGACGGGCCAGGGUACGAUAAACAUGGCUCUGAAGCCACAGACGGGCCAUCACCGCAGUUCAAAAAGCAGGCAGUCAGCCAGCUACAUAUCUAUAGUCGGAAUGGGCUCAAGUUCAAGUUUGAUGUAAUGGAAGAUAACGAACUUCACUUUGUUGAGGCUUCUAAAAAAUAUACAUUCAUGGACCCCUUAGCAGCCGAACGUCAACCCGACCUCGAUGUUCAUGGUACAGAUAUUAUAUCGCCUCUGCGUCCUUCAACGCUCCCGCAGCCACCCAUCGGUCGUCGCACCAGCUCUGGAACUGUGGCUACGCUUGUAGAUACCAACCGACCGCCUCGCCGUAGCGACAGCUCACGCAGCAAGAGUACUCUCAGUUCAACAAGAUCCACAGGGGGCCGAAGAGUGUUUGUAACUCGCCUGGGCCGCCACACCCUGCUGACCUACACCGAAUAUAAGGCCCUUGCUAAAUCUGCCAGUAGUUUUACACUUGGGGCCAAGCUACUCCUUCAACGAUCAAUUGCCGUGGCCACACCGAGUUUCUAUGGGUCUUCAGGAAGCAAUGGGCAUAGCAAAGAACCUUCAUCUUCUGGCCAAGCUAACUCAUAUGAUACGACUACACCAGUUAGUCCGACUAAGAGCAUCUUUGGAUCAUCAACGAACCCUACACCAACACCUGGAAAUAGUGGUAAUACGGAUGGCUCAGAUUACUUCAGUUUGAAGAAGAAGCCACGAGUGAUCUCAGGUUUUGCAUCUAAGGCAGUCGCUGCAAUUAAAUCGCCCUCGUCGUCCUCGGCGCCAGCUGUUCCGUCAAGGACGUCUCGAGCUAUCGUCACGCCUUAUAAUCCUAAUGAUUACAAGAACAAAUCACUUACAGUGUCGACUACUAUCGCCAAUACUGCUGCCGCCGAAGACUCUUGUUCAACUGGCCUUAGUAUGCCCUUAUAUUCCCCCUCGGCACAGAAAAGCACUGCAGUCGAUAUUCCUCAGGCGCCAGUUCGUCGUGGAUCAUCUGUUUUAGAACAUCCUCCUAGCUCGCCUUCCACUCCAAUGGGAAUGGGAAUGGCUUCACCGCAAGCAACACCAACAUUUUCGCCACCCUCUACCCCAUCCACAUCAUCGUCUAAUCCGUAUGGCUCUAUUAGGCGUGCAGGCAACCAAGCAGGUCUUAAAUUUCAACACCUCUUUGUGACAGUUCAUCAGCGACUUCAAAAGCUAGAGCUCGAUACUGGAGCUUCUUUUUAUGGAUCGUCGCUAGUACAGUGGACAGUGAUUGAGGAUCCCGCAGAGCUUCGCUGGUGGCGUGACAAAAUUGGCAUUAAGAUGAUAAGUCGGCUUGAAGGAGAUGAGCUUAUUUCGUCAGGGACAAAGACUGCGACAGCGACAGGACACAAUAAGAUCUCGAUGUUACCACAAUUUUCGUCUACGAUCAGUUUGCGAUCGUCAUAUGUCUCAGCAGACAGCACCAUAUCAGACGCUACAUCGAACUCGCCUUCGUCUUCAUUGUCUGCGCUAUCUUCUUUUCCGCAAGGGUACAAGAGUCAUGUCUCUGUGGAGCGUUUAGGAUACAGAUUCUUGAGGGUCUCUGGACACAUGGGCACAUUAAAAAUUACUGUCUCGGAGCAAGUGGAAGCACGAGCAGUAGCACUUGCUGUACAGGCUGAGAUAAUGAGGCAGAAGCGGAUGGCUCAACAAAAGCAAGGUGUUGUCGUGGAGGGCGAUCCUCUAGAGCAGCCAUGGGUAGAAGCAAGUGUCUCGCCUGUCGUUUCAGAUGAUGAUACAUUUGUGUCCAAUGAAGAUGAAAGUGAUAGGGAAUGUUGUAAUGGUGUACCUAUUCAGCUGCAGCAACACCAAAGCCAUAACCAUUAUGAUGGCUAUGAGCAUGAUGAAUCGACUGAAAAGACACGACUGAGAAAAGAUACGAGCAGGGAUCUGUUCUCGCGCCGCAAGAGACAUGAUCGAGCUACUGGACUACUUAAAAAUAGCAAGCAAGUACCAGAACCAUUGAUUGAGCGCAUGACGAUGAUUGUAGGUCAGGCUAAAGUCUUCAAAGGAGACUUUUACAUGAAGAACAUCUACAAAUUCAAUCCAUAGCAAUCGCUUAAUAUUUUUUUUAUGUUCAAACGCGUGUCAUCCAUGGUGGCUUGCAAAAGCGUCUACUCUAACUACUGCGCCUUGCGAUAUUCAUGCACAAUAGAAUAAAGAAAUGUUUUUUUAUUGACCAC
This is a messenger RNA of Lobosporangium transversale, 4982 nucleotides long. RefSeq lists its product as hypothetical. The transcript has 2 exons. Bases 166 to 4851 code for a protein of 1561 amino acids. NCBI's taxonomy places the organism in Eukaryota, Fungi, Mortierellomycota, Mortierellomycetes, Mortierellales, Mortierellaceae. The record is from RefSeq and is a predicted model, not a curated record.